CACAGAAUUCACCCAUCAUUUGUGAUAUACUAUAAUUUUUUAAAUUUUUAUUUAUUUUUAUAUUUCAGCUGGUAAUUAGAGAGCAGCUGAGCUUGAAGAAACUCUUGAAGAUUCCUUUUACAUGAUGCUUGGGGUUUCAGGCCUCAUCAGCCCCUCCGCCGCGGUGGCGGAGAAUCACGAGAGCGGCGGAGCCAGCGGCGGCAGCAGCGAGGUUGGCGCCGCGGCCAGCUCCGUCCUCGCGAGCGGCGCGGAUGAAAAUGAAAAAAUUGGCGGCGGCGGCGGCGGAAACCGGUGGCCGAGGCAGGAGACGCUGGCGCUGCUGAAAAUUCGAUCUGAUAUGGAUGUUACCUUUCGAGAUGCGAGCCUUAAAGGCCCAUUAUGGGAAGAAGUUUCCAGGAAAAUGGCGGAGCUUGGGUUUCAACGGAGCGCUAAAAAAUGCAAAGAGAAAUUCGAGAACGUCUUCAAAUAUCACAAAAGGACUAAAGAUGGCCGCGCAUCCAAACAAGACGCUAAGGCGUAUCGAUUUUUCGAUCAAUUGGAAGCUCUCGAGAAUACCUCUCCGAACAACCACCAUUUCAACCCUCCGCCGCCGCCGGCAAUGCCGACGCCUGUUGCGUCGGCGAGCCCGACGCCGCUCAGCGUAGUGCCUCCGAAAAAUAUAUCCGUUGGGAAUCCGAAUCCGAAUCCGAAUCCGAUAAUUACUUCUUCUUCUUCUUCUCCGUUUCAAUUGCAAUCUCACCAACAGCAGCAGCAGCAGCAGCAAUUGCAGCAGAUUCCGCCGUAUUUUUCGAAUUCGACGUCGUCGUCGACUUCCUCCGACGAGGAUAUACAGCGGAGGAGCGGGAGGAAGAGGAAGUGGAAGGAGUAUUUGGAGAAGCUGAUGACGGAUGUGGUGCAGAAGCAGGAGGAUCUGCAGAAGAAGUUUCUAGAAGCUCUGGAGCGGAGAGAGCGCGACCGCAUCGCCCGGGAGGAGGCGUGGCGCGUGCAGGAAAUGGCGAGGAUGAAUCGCGAGCACGAACUCCUCCUCCAGGAGAGAUCCGUCGCCGCCGCCAAAGACGCCGCCGUCAUCUCCUUCCUCCAAAAAGUCACCGGCCAAUCCAAUCUCCAGAUCCCUAAUUUCUCCCCAAUGCCGCCUCCGCAUUCAAAUCCUAAUCCAAUUCCAAAUCCGAAUUCAAAUCCGAAUUCGAAUCCAGCUCCGGCAGCGGAGCUGAAUCAGAUCCAGAUCCAGCAAAAAGCAGCGUCGUCCACGCCAUUAGAGAUCACGCCGCACAGAGAUAACAACGGCGGCGGAGAUGAUCAUAUUUCGCCGAGCUCGUCGUCGCGGUGGCCGAAGGCGGAGGUGGAGGCGCUGAUCAAGCUGAGGAAGGAUCUGGAAGUGAAGUACCAGGAGAACGGGCCGAAGGGCCCGCUGUGGGAGGAGAUAUCGAAGGCGAUGAGCGGGAUAGGUUACUGCAGAAGCUCAAAGAGAUGUAAAGAGAAAUGGGAGAACAUCAACAAGUACUUCAAAAAGGUGAAGGAGAGCAACAAGAAACGGCCCGAAGACUCUAAAACAUGCCCUUACUUCCACCAGCUCGACGCCAUGUACAAGGAGCGGGCUAAGAGCAACGUCCCCUCGUUCAACCUCGGGCCCAUCAUGGCCCGGCCCGAACAGCAAUGGCCUCAGCAGAUGCACGACCAAAAUCAUGACAAUGAGAGUGAGAAUCACGACGAAGGCGAUGAGAAUGAGGACGAGGACGAGGAAGUGGGGGAUUACGAGAUGAUCGCGACGAAGCAGCCGGCUAGUUCGGUGACGAACGCCGUGGAGGGAGGUUAAAGAGAAGGGGUUCAGAUCAAUGGCGGUGAAAAAGAUAUACGGUGAUGGAGAAGAGAGGGGUGUUUUUUUUUUAAUGUUUGUUGCUAUAAAUUAUUGAUUACUUUCAGAGGAAAUAAGUCAAGUUAGAUUAAGUUAAUCAGAAGAGGUAAUAAGGGGGGAUAAAAAAGUAUUUGUUGUUUUUUUUUUUUUUGGUUCGAUUCAUUUUUAUAUUUGAUCAUGGAGUGUAAAUUUCAAAGACUAUUGGAUUGAAUGUUUCAUUUUCUUUUUUU
Messenger RNA from Salvia hispanica, 2082 nucleotides. RefSeq names its product trihelix transcription factor DF1-like. The record is from RefSeq and is a predicted model, not a curated record. NCBI's taxonomy places the organism in Eukaryota, Viridiplantae, Streptophyta, Magnoliopsida, Lamiales, Lamiaceae.